AUGCCUCAUUCAUCUACACGCCAAGAACUCCUUGAUAUCGUUGAUCAGGCCACACUUUUGUUGGCCAAGCUACAGUACCAGGACAUCCUGGACGAUUGGUCUGACCUUGAGAGCGAUUCUGACUCUGACUCUGAGGAUUUGCUUUCUAGCACCUCGGAUGAUGAUGAUACCAUCAGUCUAUCCUUUAGCUCCUCAUCCCCCCCCUCCCCCCUCUCCCCUAUGACAGGGAUAUCCAAUUUUUCCAGUGAUGAUUCUGUACUGCCUUACGACAGGCUCCAGGACACGAUUGAUGCACUUCGUGAUGAGGUUAAAAGGGCUUGUGUACUCCACAAGCACAACGAGCCUCCUCCAUGA
Messenger RNA from Suillus fuscotomentosus, 354 nucleotides. RefSeq lists its product as uncharacterized. Bases 1 to 354 code for a protein of 117 amino acids. The transcript has a single exon. Lineage: Eukaryota; Fungi; Basidiomycota; Agaricomycetes; Boletales; Suillaceae. The record is from RefSeq and is a predicted model, not a curated record.